CCACGAAUGAACCAUCUCUCAAGAACUACGACCCGCACUAUCACCAGCCGAGCUUCUAACCACAUCAAGUCAAAAAUGAUGCGCAUUGUGAUCGUCGGUGGUGGCCAGGCAGGUAUCAACUGCGCCCAGAAUCUAGCCAAGACACUGACCGAGGCGGACAACACGGAGGUCGUGGUGCUGGAAAAGAGCGGGCAUUUCUACCACACACUGGGUGCAGCUCGAGCCUGCGUCGAUCUCGACUAUGCCAAGAACAUGUUCGUCCCGUACGACAAUGCCAUUCCAAAGACUUCGUCCGGUUUUGUCCGUAUCGAGCACGCUGUUGCAACCGGAAUCUCGCCUGACAAGAAAGAGGUCUCGUUCCAGACCAUCAGUGCUGAUGAUAAGAAGAGUGCUAAAACGGAAAAGCUGAAUUUCGACUAUCUUGUGUUGGCCACCGGCAGUACGUACACAGUUCCGAUCAAGCAGGAUUCGAAAGACUACCGGCGCGAGACUACGGAGGCCAAACUGCAGGAAGUUCGUUCCGAGAUUGAGAAGGCAGGCAAGAUCCUGAUCGUAGGAGGCGGGGCUGUUGGCUGUGAAAUGGCCGGUCAGAUCAAGGCGAAAUACCCAGAGAAAAACGUGACGAUCCUCGAGGCACACAGCGAGCUCAUUUCCCGCAAUAAGCUGUCGGACAAUUUCUACUCCAAGCUGCAUGCUGCACUGGAUGCGAUGAAAGUGAACGUUAUCCUUGGGGAGCGUCUCACAGAGCGCCUUCAGGGCAACUCGUUCGAGAAACGCACACUUCGGACUGACAAGGGCACAGAGAUUGAGUCUGACAUCCAGCUCCUGUGCGGCGGAUUCCACCCCGUGUCCGAGCUGGUACAAGAUAUGGACCCGUCACUGAUCACGGAACAGGGCUCGAUUAAGGUCAAUGAGUUGCUCCAGCUGGACAAUGACAAGUACUCGAACAUCUUUGCACUUGGCGAUAGCAGCAACCACGAGACACCCAAGAUGGCGUUCUGGGCUGCUGACCAGGGCAAGUUCCUCGCUGCACAACUUGCAGCCGUCGUGCAAAAGAAGCAGGACGGCUUCAACAAGCCGUACCCCAAGGUCUCAACGGAGGCGGUGAUUCUUCCUGUAGGCACCGGAGGUGUCUCUCAGCUUCCUAUCUGGGGUGGCGUCGUGGUCGGUGACUGGGUCACCUGGAUGAUCAAGGCGAAAGACUUCAUGGCCGGCCGCACCUGGGGCAGCCUCGGCGCCACGCCACCCAAGUGAAGGUAGCAUGAAUGACGAGCGAGUCGCUGCUACUGUCUCGAUUCUGAUCACAGAAGAACGCAGAUGCAUGUACUAGCAAAACGCUUCAUUAGACGAGUCAACCUCACAUCGUGAUGAAUACAUUUACUCUUUUCCAAGUU
Phytophthora nicotianae INRA-310 is the source of this 1394-nucleotide messenger RNA. RefSeq lists its product as hypothetical. Gene Ontology annotation, cellular component: cytoplasm. Gene Ontology annotation, molecular function: electron-transferring-flavoprotein dehydrogenase activity; flavin adenine dinucleotide binding. Lineage: Eukaryota; Oomycota; Peronosporomycetes; Peronosporales; Peronosporaceae. The record is from RefSeq and is a predicted model, not a curated record. The transcript has a single exon. The coding region runs from base 7 to 1254 and encodes 415 amino acids.